CGGCAGCAUGGAGACGCUCCUCUCUGGCUCUGGUGCACCUCCCUCUCCUCCUCCUUCUCCUCCUCAUCUUCAUCUUCAUCGCCUCCCACUGCGGCUCAGUGGGAGUGAGGAUCAGCGUUGUGUGGACUGAAGAUGAUGGUGAUGAAGGACCUGAUGAUGAUGAUGUUCUUCCAGAGUGUAUGUGGAGAAGGUUCCAGGAGGAUUCGGGUUCUGGUUUUCUCACGCUGCUGCUGCCGCUGAUGAUGAUGAGGAAGAUGAUGAUGAUGUGGAUUAUAACUUUGAACUGAUGAUAAUUCUUGAGAUCAUGGCACGUGCUGUGUGUGUGUGAAACUUGUCCAAAGUGCGGGACAUUUGAUGUUGAGACAUUUGCAGCAGAGUCUUCCUCUCAAACAUGUGAUCAAACAUCUUCAUCACUGAGUGGAAACAAAGCGCAGCAGCGUCACGUGCGGAUUUUCUACCUGUUCUUCUUCCACUUUAUGACUUUGACUCAAACAGCAGAGGGAAAACGCUUUUCUUUCUUCUCCUCCUCGGACAGAAAAUGAGGAGCUGUCUGUUCCGGCUCUCACUCCUCCUCCUCCUCUUCCUCCUCACCUGCGUCCUCUCCAUCCGCGGCACCGCUGCGCCCGCCACCGAGGCUGAGGCGCACGCGGCGCCGCGGGAAACCUGCGCGUCCUGCGGCGGCGCGUCGCAGCCCGCGGACGCCGAGUCCGCGCGGAUGAACGUGGACUUCGUGGAGGCUGUGAAGAGGCACAUCCUGAGCCGGCUGCAGAUGCGGGACAGACCCAACAUCACGCACCCGGUGCCGAAGGCGGCCAUGGUGACGGCGCUGCGGAAGCUGCACGCGGGGAAACUGCGGGAGGACGGACGCGUGGAGAUCCCCAACCUGGACGGACACGCGAUGAGCAACGAGGUUCUGGAGGAGAGCUCCGAGAUCAUCAGCUUCGCUGAGAAAGAUGACAUGGUGACCUCAAAGUCCAGCCUGUUCUUCCUCAUCUCCAGUGAGGGGAACCAGAACCUCCACGCGUCGCAGGCCACGCUCUGGCUCUACUUUAAGCUCCUGCCGUCUGCGAUGGAGGUGCGUCCGCGGCGGAAGGUGACGGUGAAGGUCUACUACCAGGAGCCCGGCCUGGGCAGCAAGUGGAACCUGGUGGAGAAGCGGGUGGAGCUGAAGCGCAGCAGCUGGCACACCUUCAUGCUGACGGACGCUGUGCGGUUGGUGUUCGAGAAGGGCGACCGGCGGCAGAACCUGGACGUGCGCUGUGAAGGCUGCGAGGCGGAGAACGUGGUGCCGAUCCUGCUCAACCACAACGACGAGUCGCACAGGCCCUUCCUAGUGGUGCAGGCGAGGCAGGCCGACAACAAGCACCGCAUCCGCAAGAGGGGGCUGGAGUGCGACGGCAGCAGCAACCUGUGCUGCCGUCAGCAGUUCUACAUAGACUUCCGACUCAUCGGCUGGAACGACUGGAUCAUCGCGCCGUCGGGCUACUUUGGGAACUACUGCGAGGGGAACUGUCCGGCCUACAUGGCGGGCGUUCCCGGCUCCGCCUCGUCCUUCCACACGGCGGUGGUGAACCAGUACCGCAUGCGCGGCAUGAGUCCAGGCUCCAUGAACUCCUGCUGCAUCCCCACCAAGCUCAGCACCAUGUCCAUGCUCUACUUUGACGACGAGUACAACAUCGUGAAGCGGGACGUGCCCAACAUGAUCGUGGAGGAGUGCGGCUGCGCCUGAGUGUUUAUUCUUCAAGUGGAACUGAGAAACUUCACGAUAUUACGUCAAAAAGAUGAAUAUAGACAGAAUAUUUAUGGACGACAGAGAGACAAACGUGUGUCACACGCACAUAUCUACACGCACUCAUGUACGCCUGCACAGAAACUUGUAUAUAUAUUUAUGUUCCUUGAUAUAUGUUUGUCAUAUUCUCUGCUGGAAGACUGUUUCUGAUUCUGUCACCAAACUUCCAAAAUCGCUAAAUAUGGAAUCAAUCAACGUCUAACGUUCGGUGAGGAUAGUGUCGACGUAUGUGAGCGUUUGUUAGAGUAGAUAAACCUGUAAAAAGAAGAAGCCUUACACCAAGUCCAUGAUUUAACGACGCCUCUUUCAGGACGAUCACUGAUGAUGUCUCCAACGUACGGCACUUGUGGACACGAGUCGCGCUCACGCUUAGGCUAACUCUGUUCCACGAUGUUUGGACGAAUUCCUGAAGAAGAGUUUUUUUAAGAAGGUUCCUGUUGCAGGUGUUACAUCUUCUGAUUCUGGAAUAUCCUCUGUCCAUCGUCUUGGUUUUUCCACCAUAGCUACAACAUUUUAAGCAUGGUUAUUGCCCAAAAGGUCAACAGUUCGCGUUUAUUAGUGCGUCAGUGAACGACAAUCAAGGCCGCGCCUCAGAGGCCUCAAGACCUUUCCACAAAAAAGUCAUGCGCGCUGAGUUGCGAUGAAGUUGAUGAAGUCGCCGUUCUGUGAUCGCCUAAUCCGACACAGUGACCGUCAUAUCAUACGAUAAAAGAUCCUGAAGUCUCAGUGAACUCAGCCUUAAGCUACAAUCACGUUAGCAGCCACAAAUCACAUCAACGCAAAACACUUAAGUUUGGUCAUGUGAUCAUAGUCUUAUAGAAUCCAACUCUUUAUGAGGUUUCUGGUUUAAGAUCAUUUUAAAUGUCAGUUCCCUUGAAAUGUUUGUGGGGAACCAUGCACCAAACUUCUCCACAGAUAAUAACCUUCAGAUUUACAGCCAACAACUCAAACCAGGUCCAGAUCAGUCCAGUUCAGACCAGUCCAACAGUUCAGGAACCGACCAAACUUCCAGUGACUGUAUCUAAAUGUGGGUUAGUUCUAGGUUAUAGCGUUUGUAAAAAUAAUUAUGUAUGGAUGUUUGUUUUUUGUUUUUUUAAAAAAAGAAAAGAAGAAAGGAUCUCCUUUAAGAAGUUGCUUGAAUCAAAAAUGAUUUCACACGUCUUACAUUUUAUAGUCAAGGACAGUGAAAAGUUGCCAUAUUGCCCAGUUUAGUGACGACGACGCACACUUUGAUGGAUAGCACUUGCAGAUUGAAAUGCCUUUUGUGAGCCCUAGGAGGCGCACCACUGCCCUACAGUCCCUUAAAAAGAGAAAGAAGAAAGAAAAAGAAGAAAUAAGUGCCGCAUGAGCUAUGCAAUGUAUAGAAUAAGAACCCGAACACCAGACAAGCUGGAUUUAAGCUCGAGUGACAAACGAUCACCAAUACUUGAAAAGUCAGAGUGGUGAGCAGGGGCAGAGUCAGCUCCGAGGCAGGAGGGGGCGCUGAGGAGACAUCAAUGACUCAACUCAAAGAUAAUUUAUUUAAAUCUACAAAAGAAUAAUGUUUUCUUUCACUGCUUCUUUCUUUUCUAACCGAGAUAAAUCUCUCAUGAGUAGAAUUGUGGUGUUCCACAAGGCUCUGUUCGAGGCCCACUUUUUAAACGGAACUGGAACACAAGGAAAAUGUGUGUAGUGUUUGGUGUGGACGCACUGUAGUCCUCACUUCUUCUGGAUUUUUCCAUGACUCUAUAUCAGUAAAUUAAACACGUGACACGUUUAUGUAAUCAUGUGACAGACUCGAUGGGAGUCUAAAUAAAUGUGUCCCGACGGAGUUUCUGUCUCCGCACGUUUGGCACCGAAACACACUUUGAGACACAGUUUGAAGCUUCAGUCACUUUGAGGUUUUCAGGUUGAACAGCAGCAGCAGCAGCAGCACACACACACACACACACACACACCUGAGAUGUCCCCGCCUCCUGUCCGACCCCGACUCUGCUCGCCACUCCAAUCUCUCACUUAUUCUUUAAAGCAAACGCUUGUUAGAAUAUUUGCACUGAGGACUCGUAAUAAUAAAAAUAAUACUAAUAAUAAUAAUAAGAAAAUAAAUAGAAACUGCCAUUGCGUGAAUAAAUAAAGACAUUAUUUUUAUAGGAGUAAAAAUUGAGCUCUGUUCAAAUGUAUUAUACCUAAAUCAUGGAACCAAAGAGGCCAGAGGUGGAGCUGUUGUUGUUGUUGUUGUUGUUGUUGUUGUGAGGCCUAAACACUGUUAUCAGGGUAUAAUAUCAGUCCAUUAUCUGCUUAAUCUCUUUUCUAUUUUCUACCUAGACAUGGAUAUUUCCUAUUUUUUCAUCAGAUUCCUUUCUUCUGUUUCUGUUGUUUUGCUAGCGCUUGUUCCAGAAUCAUCUGCAGGUGAAGGUGAAGCGGGCGCCAUCUUUGUCUCUGUACAGUCCAUAAUGUAACAUAUGAAUAUGCUUUUCAAAUAUUUUUUGUCUUUUGUUAUUGUUGAGAAAUAAAUUUUCUUAUUACCAAACGUA
Messenger RNA from Solea senegalensis (Senegalese sole), 4302 nucleotides. RefSeq names its product inhibin beta B chain-like. Gene Ontology annotation, molecular function: growth factor activity; cytokine activity. Gene Ontology annotation, biological process: SMAD protein signal transduction; BMP signaling pathway. The transcript has 2 exons. Gene Ontology annotation, cellular component: extracellular region. The coding region runs from base 539 to 1729 and encodes 396 amino acids. NCBI's taxonomy places the organism in Eukaryota, Metazoa, Chordata, Actinopteri, Pleuronectiformes, Soleidae. The record is from RefSeq and is a predicted model, not a curated record.